Molecule: messenger RNA, 5748 nt
Organism: Hemibagrus wyckioides
Lineage: Eukaryota; Metazoa; Chordata; Actinopteri; Siluriformes; Bagridae
Gene: ago1
Product: argonaute RISC component 1
Exons: 19
Coding region: 435-3011 (858 amino acids)
Molecular function (GO): RNA binding; protein binding
Source: RefSeq, a predicted model, not a curated record
GGAGGAGGAGAAGGAGGAGGAGGAGGAUGAGGAGGGUGUUUCAGGGGGAGACCGAUUGCCUGCCUGACUGUUUGACCGUUUUUUGUUGUUGUUCCUCUGGAGAGUCGUGUUUGGACGGUGAGCAGGAACAUAAACAGGAAGAAAAAAAGAAGAAGAAGGAGGAAAAAAAGCCCUAGCGAUAUCUCCAGCGGAAACAAGACCGCAGUCUGGAGGAGAGGGAGAAGGAGAAAGCAGCCGAAGGGGAGCUAUUGUGUUCGGGGUCCGUGGAGGGCUCCGACUCGGGGGUUCAGCCGGGAGAGGGGGGGGGAUAAAGAGCCGCUAGGACGCCGAAGGAAGGAGCCUGAGAGUCGGACACGCUUCCAGGCUCGCCGCCGUGGCGAUUUAACUGUUCCGGAGAAUAACGUUAAAGCCGCGGGGGAGCCUGAGUGAAUGGGAUGGAGCCGGGACCAUCUGGAGCUGUGCCCAUGGGGCUGUACCCCCCGCCCCUGCAGCAGGUCUUCCAGGCUCCCCGGAGGCCGGGCAUGGGCACCGUUGGGAAGCCCAUCAAGCUGCUGGCUAACUACUUUGAAGUGGAGAUCCCCAAGAUGGACGUCUACCACUACGAGGUGGACAUCAAACCCGACAAGUGUCCUCGUCGAGUCAACAGGGAAGUCGUGGAGUACAUGGUACAGCAUUUCAAACCUCAGCUCUUCGGCGACCGCAAGCCGGUGUAUGAUGGCAAGAAGAACAUCUACACCGUCCUGGCUCUUCCUAUAGGAAGCGAAAAGGUGGACUUCGAGGUCACCAUACCAGGUGAGGGGAAGGACCGGAUCUUUAAGGUUUCGAUCCGCUGGCUGGCGAAGGUGUCAUGGAGGCUGCUGCAGGAGACGCUGGUGAGCGGGCGGCUCCAGGUCCCGCUGGAUUCAGUUCAGGCUCUGGACGUGGCCAUGAGACACCUGGCAUCCAUGAGGUACACUCCAGUGGGCCGCUCCUUCUUCUCUCCCCCUGAAGGGUACUACCAUCCCCUGGGAGGAGGUAGAGAGGUCUGGUUCGGCUUCCAUCAGUCCGUACGCCCGGCUAUGUGGAAGAUGAUGCUUAACAUUGACGUGUCCGCCACGGCUUUCUACAAAGCCCAGCCUGUCAUCGAGUUCAUGUGUGAGGUUCUGGACAUCCGCAACAUCGACGAGCAGCCCAAGACCUUAACCGAUUCUCAAAGGGUUCGCUUCACCAAGGAAAUCAAGGGGCUGAAGGUGGAGGUGACGCACUGCGGUCAGAUGAAAAGGAAGUAUCGUGUGUGUAACGUCACUCGCCGUCCUGCCAGCCACCAGACGUUCCCUCUGCAGCUGGAGAGCGGACAGACGGUGGAGUGCACGGUCGCGCAGUAUUUUAAACAGAAGUACAACCUGCAGCUGAAGUACCCUCACCUGCCGUGUCUGCAGGUCGGCCAGGAGCAGAAACACACCUACCUGCCCCUGGAGGUGUGUAACAUCGUAGCAGGGCAGAGAUGCAUCAAGAAACUGACCGAUAAUCAGACGUCCACUAUGAUCAAAGCCACAGCACGCUCAGCACCGGACAGGCAGGAGGAGAUCAGCAGACUGAUGAAGAAUGCUAAUUUUAAUCUGGACCCCUACAUUCAAGAGUUUGGGAUCAAGGUGCGGGACGACAUGGCCGAGGUGACGGGUCGAGUCCUGCCGGCUCCCAUCCUGCAGUACGGAGGCAGGAACCGAGCUAUCGCUACACCCAACCAGGGAGUGUGGGACAUGCGGGGGAAACAGUUCUACAACGGGAUCGAGAUUAAAGUGUGGGCCAUCGCCUGCUUCGCCCCUCAGAAACAGUGUCGUGAAGAGGUGCUGAAGAACUUCACAGAUCAGCUACGCAAGAUCUCGAAAGAUGCCGGGAUGCCCAUUCAGGGUCAGCCGUGUUUCUGUAAAUACGCCCAGGGAGCCGACAGCGUGGAGCCCAUGUUCAGACACCUUAAGAACACCUACUCCGGUCUGCAGCUCAUCAUCGUCAUCCUGCCCGGGAAGACACCUGUCUAUGCGGAGGUUAAGCGUGUAGGAGACACUCUCCUAGGAAUGGCCACUCAGUGUGUUCAGGUGAAGAAUGUUGUGAAGACGUCACCGCAGACCCUCUCCAACCUCUGCCUGAAGAUCAACGUCAAACUCGGCGGCAUAAACAACAUCCUGGUACCACAUCAAAGGUCCGCAGUGUUCCAGCAGCCCGUCAUCUUCCUGGGUGCAGACGUCACACACCCACCAGCCGGAGACGGGAAAAAGCCCUCCAUCACUGCAGUAGUAGGCAGUAUGGACGCCCACCCCAGUCGGUAUUGUGCCACAGUGCGUGUACAGAGGCCGAGGCAGGAGAUCAUCGAAGAUCUCUCCUACAUGGUGCGUGAGCUCCUCAUCCAGUUCUACAAGUCCACCCGCUUCAAACCCACCCGCAUCAUCUUCUACAGGGACGGCGUUCCCGAAGGGCAGCUACCACAGAUCCUGCACUAUGAGCUUCUGGCCAUCCGGGACGCCUGCAUCAAGCUGGAGAAGGAUUACCAACCCGGCAUCACCUACAUCGUGGUGCAGAAGCGCCACCACACCCGGCUGUUCUGCGCAGACAAGUCAGAGAGGAUUGGGAAAAGUGGCAACAUUCCAGCAGGAACUACAGUCGACACCAGCAUCACACACCCCUUCGAGUUUGAUUUCUACCUGUGCAGUCAUGCAGGAAUUCAGGGCACCAGUCGCCCGUCACAUUACUACGUGCUGUGGGACGACAAUCGCUUCACCGCCGACGAGCUCCAGAUUCUCACCUACCAGUUGUGCCAUACGUACGUGCGCUGCACACGUUCUGUCUCCAUCCCCGCACCCGCCUACUACGCCCGGCUCGUAGCCUUCCGCGCCCGCUACCACCUGGUGGACAAAGAGCACGACAGUGGCGAAGGAAGCCACGUCUCAGGUCAGAGUAACGGCCGAGACCCCCAGGCUCUGGCCAAAGCAGUGCAGAUUCACCACGACACCCUGAGGACCAUGUACUUCGCCUGAGAGCCCUGACCUGGCGCCGACAUCGAAGAGCCUCGUCCACCUCCCUGCGCUCGAGCCAGUACACACUACAAAUCCCUCUCACCUCAACAAACAGAACUAACACAGCGUCGUGCCCUAACCUGGCAGGACUGAGCCUCGUUUACUUUUCGUUCUUGUUGUUGAUUGAUUGAUUAUUUUUUGUUUGUUUUUAAAAAGUGUAUCGUUGUUUACUACCUUCACACCGUAUGUAUGUAUGUUCGUAUGCAAUACGGAGGAGAAGCAAAGGCACAAACCCACCCGAAGAGCUGACUGCCAAUACGGCGCUUCGUCAUUUCUCGCAUCAGUGUUCAACGGAGGAAAAGAAAAAGCGAGCGUCGAACACCUUGGUGUUGUUUUAAUGGACAAUUUUUUUUUUUUUUAAUUGUGUUUUUAUUUUUUGAACAGCCUUGAAUGAAAUAUUUUAGCACUUAGAGUUAGCUUUUAGACACAGGCGUCUCCCCUUAGCUCUCGUCUCUGUACUUCGGACCGUAGCGCGUCGGCGGAUGCUGGAGAGACGCAGCGCUCUCGAGUGUAGCCGAUCUUAUUUAGACGUGCCUCCGUAGUCAGGGGCGGCACUAGCAUAACGAUAGAUAGUGUUUCUUUUUUAUGGAAGUCCAAAGGGGUCAUACUUUUUUUUAUUAUUAUUUACUUUUUCUCGAUCACACAGGCAGCUUUAAGCUCCACUGCAUGCCGCAUAGAUAAGGCUAGGUAUAAGGCUGAAGUGGUAGCUAUCGAGUUAAAGGUAGUAGUUCAACCCGAAUCAAAUGUCGAUUGUUAUUUCCUCCCAAAUCUAGUCAAAUGAUCCGUAAUACGUGUGACGACGACUUUAGAUUUGCCCUGAUGCUCUGAGGCUAAUGUAGCUAAAAAAAAAUAAAUAAAUGAAAGAACGCUUAUAGCCUCCGCUUUAGCAUCGUGCAAAACGCAGAUCUGGAUAACAAAAGAAUCAGACUUUGGUAGGAGAUUUUAAAGGUGGAGUUAUUUUUGAGGUAAAAGGGGAAAUCCGGUACAUUUUAUUCUUCGGAUCAAAACAUCAGGGUACACACCCUUGUUCACACCCUGUGUUUCGCAUUGGAGUUAAAUCCAGGGCGUAUUCCUGCCUCACACCCAGUAUUCCCAGGAUAGACUCCACCUAACCAGGAUAAACCAUUCUGAUGAAUGACUGAUUAAAUGUUUCACUAAUAUACAAGAUAGCUAGCUCGUUUUAUUUCUAAGAUUUUGUCCAUUUCCCAAUUGGAAAUCUCGGUAUUCCCAGUCAGGGAACCCCAAAAACAUGGCCUCUAUGGACUUCCAUACAUUUAAGCUAAGUUCCUUCUACGUGCGCAACACAGAAAACCAGCAUUCUGAACCAGCCAAAUGUGAUGCCGACCAUUCAGAGAGGCACUUAUCUGUUUUUUUGAAAUGUGCAUCUGUUUAGAGUCUGUAUGUGAGGAAAUUGAAAGUGCAGCAUUCUGGCACGCUGUAGAUAAAUAAGAGAGAGAGAGAGACGCAAGAUCACACACACACACGCAAAUCUUUCCUUCCUAUUCCACAAGAGCCUUCCAGCAUCUCUAAACUGGUCUGUACUCAAAGCAAUACAAGGUCUUUUCACAGUGGACGUGAACGCUCUCUGCUCACGCUGCACAUUCCACACACCAAGAAGGACGUGACACACUUCCCCUCCCGCCUUCUCUCAUUCUUACGCUAACUCAAAGGACACAGGAACAUCGGGUUUUUUUGUUUUUUUUUUAGUAUUGUUGUGAGUACACACCGUGUAGCUGCCCACCACCACCUCCUACGUAGAAAGCUCUGCCGUCGGGUCGGGUCACGCACAACCCACCCAUCCUACACACACCCUACACACACCCACACACCCACCCACACCACAGCCUUAUGAUUAAGAAGUCACAUCCUUCCACGUAGCAGCCAUGGUACAUACACACCUACAUAUCUGCCUGGAUUUCUGCCAGAUGUGUACCAUGUACACAGAAAUAGUUGAAAACGGGAAUUUUUAUUAUUGUUUUUGGUUAUUUUUUUUACCCAUCCAUGUCAUCGUGGUUUCAUGUAUUGCAUGUUUUAAAUCGUGACCCGGAUCCCUCAGUAUCCAUGCUCUCUUAUGUUUUCUAGUUGUUUUAUUAAUCGUUAACUGCACUUGUUGCCCCUUCGGUUCCUUUUCCGAGGGGGGUCACUGUAAGGGGAGGUGGGUGGGGGUGGUGUCUUCGCUUUCACUUUCACUUAUUUUUUAGCCUCAAAAAGCACCUCAAAACAAACAUAGGGUCCAUCGGAAUUCCAAAGGGAUCUUGGUUAUGUAAUGGUUGAAUAGGUUUACUUUUCGUUUUUCUUUUAUUAAAAAAAAAAUGAGUAUUAUGUUUCAGCCAACUCGAAAUGUAUUUAUAACUUGAAAUGGCCGCUGACGGUUGGGCCUAUAGAAUUGUGAGGGCUCUGAUCUGAUCUGGUCUGGUCCGAUCCAGCAGUUUUAUAUCAUGAUGCAGUACUUAAACUCACAAAUCAAAUGAGAGGGGAGAGAAAAGAAAGAAGAAAAAAAAAAAACAAGCCCCUUUAGACCCAAAGAGAAGGAACUGGAGAUGGAACUUGACUCAGCCUCACUAUAAAAGCAAUACAAAGCCACUGCAAAACGACGGCCCUUAUCUUAGCACUUCCCAACAGGCUGAUUCGGAAGUACACAUGAACAAAGUUAUUUUGGCUCUGUAAUGUAAUAGUGUUGGGGGGAGGGUUAUUUUUU